This is a messenger RNA of Mytilus trossulus (common blue mussel), 568 nucleotides long. Its product is annotated as transient receptor potential cation channel subfamily M member-like 2. Gene Ontology annotation, molecular function: ligand-gated calcium channel activity. The record is from RefSeq and is a predicted model, not a curated record. Lineage: Eukaryota; Metazoa; Mollusca; Bivalvia; Mytilida; Mytilidae. The transcript has 5 exons. Gene Ontology annotation, cellular component: plasma membrane. Gene Ontology annotation, biological process: calcium ion transmembrane transport. Bases 2 to 568 code for a protein of 188 amino acids.
UAUGUAUCCUAAGCAUCGGGACAUGUGGCCUAAUCUAGGAGCCGAUACAGCGCAUUGGCGAAUAUGGAAGAUAAUGGCAUUACCUUAUUGGCAACUUUAUGGUGAACUAUUUAUUGAUGAAUUGAAAGGAGACACAAAUAGCAAUGGUACUUGUACAUUUGUUGAAUCCGAAUGGGAAAGUAACCCAGAUGUUGAGAGAUGUGUUGAAUACGACUGGGCCAUUAUGGUAGUAGCCGCCAUGUAUAUGUUGAUAUCAAACCUCCUGUUGUUCAACUUAAUCAUUGCUCUGUUUACCUAUCGAUUCAAGGAGGUGCAAAACAAUUCUGACAGAUUGUGGAAGUACUGGAGAUUUUCAACCAUCAAAGAUUAUAGCACAAGAUUUCCUGUGCCAUUCAAUAUUUUUUUGCAUGUCUUCAAUAGCAUAUAUAAGUGUUACAAUAAUUUUUCAAUCAAAAAUGCAGGAGGUGAAUUAAGGGCUCUUAUGGUACAAGAAUUGUACAAAGAUCUGGUUACAAUAAGUUACGCCGACUGGUGUAAGGAAGGAGUAGAAUUAAAUGGCUUGUGGUGA